This is a messenger RNA of Glycine soja, 2001 nucleotides long. Its product is annotated as cytochrome P450 734A1-like. Lineage: Eukaryota; Viridiplantae; Streptophyta; Magnoliopsida; Fabales; Fabaceae. Gene Ontology annotation, biological process: brassinosteroid metabolic process; brassinosteroid homeostasis. The coding region runs from base 267 to 1826 and encodes 519 amino acids. The transcript is spliced from 5 exons. The record is from RefSeq and is a predicted model, not a curated record. Gene Ontology annotation, molecular function: heme binding; oxidoreductase activity, acting on paired donors, with incorporation or reduction of molecular oxygen; iron ion binding.
CGCCGUUGGCCUUGGUUAACUCCUCUUUCUCUCUCUUUGUCCAUGUCCUUCUUUCUAGUAUUAAAAAGCCAAGCCACUAACAACCAACAUAACAAAGCAGAUAAGAACCCAACCCAAACCCUGCUCUCUCUGCAACACUGUCUCUCUCUCUCUCUCUCUGUUGUGUUGUUUUGUGUCCACACCAAGGAAAGGAGAUCGAAACCAAGCAAAGCAAGAUUUUCCCUCUUCUUAACUACUACUAAGACAUACAUACAACAACUUCAUAUAUGGAGGAACUCUUCUCCUCCCUCAAGCUUCUCUCUUUUACCUUCAUGCUCCUUCUCUUCCUCCUCAAGCUCACUGUCUUGCUCUGGUGGCGACCCAGAAAAAUUGAAGGCCAUUUCUCCAAGCAAGGGAUCAGAGGCCCCCCUUAUCGUUUCUUCAUUGGAAACGUUAAGGAACUUGUCGGCAUGAUGUUGAAGGCCUCUUCUCAACCUAUGCCUUUCUCCCAUAACAUUCUCCCCAGAGUCCUUUCCUUCUACCAUCACUGGAAGAAAAUUUAUGGUGCAACAUUCCUAGUUUGGUUUGGACCCACUGUUCGUCUCACCGUCUCUGAGCCAGACCUCAUCCGGGAAAUCUUCACAUCCAAGUCAGAAUUUUACGAGAAAAACGAAGCUCCACCACUUGUGAAGCAGCUAGAAGGUGAUGGGCUCCUUAGCCUCAAAGGAGAAAAAUGGGCUCACCACAGAAAAAUUAUCUCUCCCACUUUUCACAUGGAAAAUCUCAAAUUGCUGGUACCGGUGAUGGCAACAAGCGUGGUAGAGAUGCUGGAAAAGUGGUCGGCAAUGGGUGAGAAGGGCGAGGUAGAAAUCGAAGUUUCGGAGUGGUUUCAAAGCCUAACAGAAGAUGUCAUUACGAGGACCGCGUUUGGAAGCAGCUACGAAGAUGGCAAAGCCAUUUUCCGAUUACAGGCCCAACAAAUGGACUUGGCCGCCGAUGCUUUCCAAAAAGUAUUCAUCCCAGGUUACAGAUUCUUUCCCACAAGGAGGAAUAUAAGAUCUUGGAAAUUGGAGAAGGAGAUUAAGAAAUCGCUGGUGAAGCUGAUCUCACGACGGAGAGAGAAUGAGAAAGGGUGUGGGGUGGAGGAAAAAGAAAAAGGGCCAAAGGAUUUGUUGGGACUAAUGAUUCAGGCAUCGAACAUGAACAUGAACAUGUCCAAUGUCACAGUGGAUGACAUGGUGGAAGAGUGCAAGAGCUUUUUCUUUGCAGGCAAACAGACCACAUCCAACCUGCUGACGUGGACGACCAUUCUCCUUGCUAUGCACCCACACUGGCAGGUGCGGGCACGUGAGGAGGUUCUCAAGGUGUGCGGAUCACGUGACCACCCCACCAAAGACCAUGUUGCAAAGCUAAGGACGCUGAGCAUGAUAGUGAACGAGUCGUUAAGACUGUACCCGCCGACGAUCGCGACGAUAAGAAGGGCGAAAGCGGACGUGGAUUUGGGGGGAUACAAGAUACCAGGAGGGACGGAGCUGCUGAUUCCAAUCCUGGCCGUUCAUCACGAUCAAGCGAUAUGGGGGAAGGAUGCGAACGAGUUCAAUCCGGGGCGGUUCAGAGAAGGGGUGUCAAGAGCGGGCAAGCAUCCAUUGGGCUUCAUACCGUUUGGAGUAGGUGUGCGGACAUGCAUCGGACAAAACCUGGCGCUGCUACAAACCAAACUCGCCCUUGCAAUCAUACUCCAGCGUUUUACUUUCUGCUUGGCCCCUACUUAUCAGCACGCCCCAACCGUCCUCAUGCUUCUCUACCCUCAGUACGGCGCACCUAUCAUUUUCCAACUCAUCCACUAACUAUAUGCCUAACUCUUCACUUGUCUAUAUUUCUAAUGCAUUUUUUGCCCUCUUUGUUCACUCUAACCAUUGCUUUCUUUCUUCUUUUUUUUAAUCCUCUCCCUCUAUCUGUACUAUAUAUUCAAAUAUCUCUUAUCAUUUCAUUUUUAAGAAAUGGAAUUCUUCCGUUACAAUA